CUCUCCCCGGCAAACGGCAAGGCAGGGAAACCGCAUGAAACUUAAGAGGAAACUUAACGAGCCAUCAUUCUUCCCCCAGCUCCCAGCGGCUGAACGUCGGCGCUCCGAGCCUUUGAGACACCAGGCACCUUGAGUUUAGUUGGAGAGUUUCGAGGACAAAGACAAGGUGUGGAAGUCUCAAAAUGGCUGCCGGGUGUGUAAAGACUCUGAAAUAUAUGCUGUUCGUAUUCAACUUAUUAUUUUGGAUAUGUGGAUGCAUCAUCAUGGGGUUGGGGAUCUACAUGCUGAGCAUGAAGAGUGUUGGAGUCUUGCUCUCCAGCCUGCCUUCCCUCUCAGUGGCCAACAUACUCAUCAUCGUGGGAUCCAUCACCAUGGUGGUGGCUUUUGUGGGCUGCACAGGAGCCAUCAAGGAAAACAAAUGCUUGCUUCUGUCGUUCUUCAUCUUGCUCCUCCUGAUCCUUCUGACUGAGGUCAUAGUUGCUGUCAUCCUAUUCUUCCAUGAGAGCCAGAUAAACAAAUACAUUGAAGAAGAGACAACAAAGCAUUUGGAGGAGCUGCAAAACACCAAUAGCACUGAAAUGAGGGAAGUUUGGGAUACAAUCCAGGAGCAGUUGCAUUGUUGUGGCGUUAUGAACUAUACUGACUGGAAAGGUGACGUCCCCCAAUCUUGUUGUCGAUCCAAUAAACCCUGCACUGCCCCAAACUAUUGGGAGAAGGGUUGCUAUGGCCUGAUCCGCGACUGGUUUGAGAAAAACUUUAUGACCGUUGGAAUCAUCAUCAUCUGCACAUCAGUAAUCCAGGUACUGGGUAUGUCAUUUGCCAUGACACUGUACUGUCACAUAUGUAACAACUAUAAGUCAUAUGGCGACUGAGUCCGAUGUCGUCCCUCCCCAAGAGGGAUCCCCAGACCUUGGGAGUGUAACUGUGUGUGCCGUUGUAGACUCUGCUCUUCUGAAGACUUGCACUUUGCCUGUUUCCUGCCACCGUCAAUGAAUGUGCGAUGUAAUCUCGACUGUGUGAAGUUGGAACAUCGAUGGAUCACUGCAUUGGUGCCACCAGCCUAGUGCAUGCACGUUGCCUCCCACUCUCUCUCUAGCGCCUCUGCAUGGAACCAUACUCAACCAUACAUCACAAACUACCUGGUCUCUUGCUCCUUUGUAUUUUUUGAGAGAGCUAUAGCACCAAGGGCUUUGCAUUUCUACAUCUCAGCCUGGAAGAACAAUGGGCGGGUCCCUGUAUCUUCUCAGGAAAGACUUAACAUUACAUGGAAUGGCAUGGAUUGUGCAGCGCAGAAACAGGCCAUAUCUGAAUGUAUUCACCACAUCCAUCUUUACCAAUCCUUCUAGAUCUCUACAAUACCACCCCCUUUCUCCCUCAGGUUUCUUAAACUGCCCCUUAAAUGCAUCUGCAAAUGGACAUUUAAAUGCAAAUAGGCCUUUAUGGACUCCACCCUUCCUGAGGUCAUCUGUUGCCGGCCCAGUUUUGUUCUGGCCUUCUCUAUCUUUCAGUCCGAAGAAGGGUUCUGACCCGAAACGUCACCUAUUCCUUUUCUCCAGAGAUGCUGCCUGACCCGCUGAGUUACUCCGGCAUUUUGUGCCUAUCUUCGGUAUAAACCAGAUCUGAAGUUCCUUCUUACACUUGAAAUGCAUCUGUUCACCUCUGCUGAUGUCACGCAUUCUUCAUGGUAUAUCCCUUAUUUCCAUCUAGAUUCAAAUUCCAUGACAUUUGAAAUCAUCUUCCAUAACCCUGUUAAAUCUCUCCUUUCAGUCCAAUCUCGGUCAUAGAACAAAAGAUCCUCAGAUCAGGCCUUCAGGAAGGUUCCAAUCAAUUAAUUCACCCGUAUAAAUCUAUUAUUCACCUUCUCCGAUAUAUCCUUCAUUUAUAAUAUUAACUCUUCUAGGUGUGGUUUAACCAACAUUUUAUCUUUUGAUGUAACAUAAUGUGUUGCUUUUUGUUUUAAUCGGUCUCUUCAUUAACUUGCAUCUCUACAUUUAAUAAUCAGUAGAUUUAUGUCACAGAUCACUUUGCCCUCAGUUCACCAUUUCCACCCUUAUUUUCCAAAGAGUAUUUCUCAUUUUAUAUUAUUCCUAAUCAUAGCACCACCUUUGUUGUAGCAAAUUCUUAUUUACAUGGCCGUUCCAAAAAUGUAUCUCCAAGCCGCAGCAAAAGAAACCACAGGCCUAGCCAUUCGAGGGUUAAUAACCAUCUUUGAGAAAGGGCUAACCUUCCAUGUGCUUUUGCGACUACGUUUGCAUUUAGAUUUGGUUCUUUCAAACUCCUUUUGUUUCCUUUGGGGAACAGAGUACUUUGAUGAUUCCAAUGCAGAAUGGUUAUGUUUCAUUCACAUUAACCAUAAAGAACUUUGAAAUAACUGUUGCAAAUUGCUUUAUUUUAUGUAUAUAAUGCGCCUGAAUCAUUUGGAAAUGUUGAUUUGAUUGUAAAACCUUACCCUGAUUGUUUGGUGACAACAGAAUCAGAAAGAUGCCUCCCUACUUGAAAUGUUUACUUUAGCUAUUCUCCAGCAUUUUUGUCUACCUUCUGAUGCAGAGUAGUUAUGUUUCAUUCAACUGCAGGAUAAGUUGAAUGUUUUCAUUGUAUAAUUCUACUCGUACAAAUGCAGUGAAAAGUAUUUUAGUUUUAGUGUAGUUUAUCAUUGGCAAAUGCACUAAGGUACAGUGAAAAGCUUUUUUGUUGCGUGCUCUCCAGUCAGUGAAAAGACUAUACAUUAUUACAAUCAGACCGUCCACAGUGUAGCAUUUCACAUGUUUAUUUGGAAUGUACAGCAUUUACAACUCAAUAAUUGAAAAUAAAUGUAAUACUUUUCCAU
This is a messenger RNA of Amblyraja radiata (thorny skate), 2827 nucleotides long. RefSeq names its product leukocyte surface antigen CD53. Bases 183 to 872 code for a protein of 229 amino acids. The record is from RefSeq and is a predicted model, not a curated record. Lineage: Eukaryota; Metazoa; Chordata; Chondrichthyes; Rajiformes; Rajidae. Gene Ontology annotation, cellular component: plasma membrane. The transcript has 8 exons.